AUGAAAGUAUCUAAUAUUUGGCAUAAAACAAUUGGUGAUAAAUCUGUCAAUGAAUGGAUUUUAUCUAUGGAUAAAUAUAUUGACAAUCCAACACCUCAUUCUGAAAAUGAAUUUAUUCAAAUUAUAAAGAAUUAUGUUUUAGAGUUAUUAGAUGAAGAAGAAACAGCAUAUUAUAUAUGUCAUCUAUAUUGGGAUUAUUUUAAUCAUCCGUAUAAAUUAUUAUGUAUAAUAAAAGAAUCACCAGGAUAUAAUUUUAAUAUUUUUUUGAGAAACCAAUAUAGUGCUGAAAUUUUUGAAUGUAUUUGGAUGAAAAAAGAUGGUCCACCAAUUGAAUAUGUAUAUUUAUUUGAUGAAAUAGAUUGGUUUUUUGAAAAUAUAGAUAUUGAACCAGUUAAAAAAGAAUUUGAAUUUAUUUGUGCCGUUACAAAAUUUUCAAAAUUACAAAUAACUAUAAAUGAAUGGAAAAACAAAUAUUAUUUUUAA
Molecule: messenger RNA, 483 nt
Organism: Strongyloides ratti
Lineage: Eukaryota; Metazoa; Nematoda; Chromadorea; Rhabditida; Strongyloididae
Exons: 2
Coding region: 1-483 (160 amino acids)
Source: RefSeq, a predicted model, not a curated record